CAAAGUGUACAAUAAGUUUAACAGACCCGGAAGUCUGUAAAGCAAUUAUUUCUGUUUUAAUGAAUUACAUGAAGACACCUACUACACCAGAAGAACGGCAAAAGGUUAUCAAGAAGUUUGAAAUGAAAUGGAACUUUCCAAAAUGCCUGGGAGCUAUCGACGGUAAGCACAUUCUUGUUCAAGCGCCACACAAUAGCGGUAGUUAUUUUUUUAACUAUAAAGGCCAGCAUAGUACGGUCUUAAUAGCAGUGGUUGAUGCCGAAUAUAAAUUUCUCAUAACUGCAGUUGGCGUUACACUGCAUCAAAAAUAUUGGAAAAGACAUACCUUCCUAGACGGAAAUACGUAUUCGUACAUAUUCGUAGCAAAUGAUACUUUUGCUUUACGACACAUGUAUAAUGAAACCAUAUCAAUUCAGCAGUGAAGGUUCAAUGAGGAUUUAUAACUACAGGCUUUCCAGAGCAAGAGAAUGCAUUUGGUCUUAUGUCUAGC
Molecule: messenger RNA, 490 nt
Organism: Anoplophora glabripennis (Asian longhorned beetle)
Lineage: Eukaryota; Metazoa; Arthropoda; Insecta; Coleoptera; Cerambycidae
Exons: 2
Coding region: 60-422 (120 amino acids)
Source: RefSeq, a predicted model, not a curated record